AUGGACCCCCAGAGUUUGAAGGAAGAUCUACGCCUUUUUCAGAGUACAUUGCUUCAAGAUGGACUAAAGGAGCUUCUAAAUGAGAACAAAUUAGUAGACUGUGUGCUGAAGAUUGGUGACAGGAGCAUCCCCUGUCAUCGGUUGAUCCUGUCGGCAUGUAGUCCUUAUUUCCGUGAACUUUACUUUUCAGAGGAUGGAGAGGAGUCACAAGAAAAGGAAGUUGUUCUGGAAAAUCUGGAUCCCAAUAUUAUGGAGAUAAUUGUAAACUACAUGUACUCAGCCGAGAUUGACAUCAACGACAACAAUGUCCAAGAUAUUUUGGUGGUCGCAAAUCGCUUUCAGAUCCCCUCUGUGUUCACAGUGUGUGUUAACUACCUUCAGAAACAGCUGUCACAGAGGAACUGUCUGGCUGUGUACAGACUAGGCUUGAUGAUUAACUGCCCCAGACUGGCAAUAGCUGCUAGAGAUUACAUUGCUGAUCGAUUUGAGCAGAUGUCAAAAGAGGCAGAAUUCCUUGAUCUUGCCCCACAUGAAUUGUUUGCUAUAAUCGGAACAGAUGCUUUAAACGUAGAAAAAGAAGAAGUUGUUUAUGAAGUGUUGCUAAAAUGGGUUAGGAAAGACAAAGCAAAUCGUGCCAAAAGCCUGAGUGAGGCUUUUGACUGCAUCAGAUUCAGGUUGCUUCCGGAAAAGUUCUUCAAAGAAAAAGUGGAGAAGGAAGAACUGUUUAAGGGUGAUGCUGAAGUACAAAAAAAAAUCAAAGCAAUUAAAGAAGCAUUUGGGGGUAAACUUCCAGAAAUUAAGAAGGGACAAGAUGAAGGUGAUGAAGAGGGAGGGAAGCUGCCUGGGUAUCUGAAUGAUAGCCGACGUUAUGGCAUGUUUGCAAAAGACAUGCUUCUGAUGGUCAGUGACACAGCAGCUGUAGCCUACGAUGGGCAGGAGAAUGAGUGCUUUCUGGUAGCUAUGUCUGAGCAGGUCCCACGAAACCAUGUCAGCCUGGUCACAAAGAAGGGCAAGUUGUAUAUCGUAGGAGGGCUUUUCGUGGAUGAGGAUGAAUCAGAGAAUCCACUGCAGUGCUACUUCUACCAGCUGGACAGUCUUGGUUGCCAGUGGGUUGCUUUACCGCCCAUGCCUUCCCCAAGAUGUCUCUUCGCUCUGGGAGAUGUGGACAAUCUGAUUUUUGCUGUGGCUGGUAAAGAUUUACAGACAGAUGAGUCACAUGAUACAGUCAUGUGUUAUGAUACUGAAAAAAUGAAGUGGAGUGAAUCGAAGAAAUUACCCUUGAAGAUCCAUGGCCACUGUGUUGUUUCUGAGAAUGGGUUGGUUUACUGUUUGGGAGGAAAAACAGAUGAAAAUAAAACAAUCAACAAGAUGUUCGCUUACAACCACAAGAAGGCAGAGUGGAAGGAGUUGGCUGCUAUGAAAACUCCUAGAUCAAUGUUUGGAGCAGUUGUCCAUAAAGGAAAGAUAAUCGUGGCUGGAGGGGUAAAUGAAGACGGGCUUACAUCUGCAUGUGAAGCCUACGAUUUUGGAACUAAUAAGUGGUCGGCCUUCCUAGACUUCCCCCAGGAGAGGAGCUCAGUCAACCUGGUGAGCUGUGGGGGGCAGUUAUAUGCUGUAGGAGGCUUCGCGAUGGUGAUGGAUGAAAACAAAGAGUGCACUGCCAAUGAGAUGGUUGAUAUUUGGCAGUAUGAAGAGGACAAGAAUCAGUGGACUGGUCUAAUCAAAGAGAUGCGUUAUGCAUCUGGAGCGUCUUGUGUGUCUCUGCGUUUGAAUCCAGCCAAAAUGCCCAAGAUGUAAACAGAAGAAAAGAUAUCAUUUGUACAGCAUAAAAGUUUUAUCCAGAGUGCAUUUUCAGAAACACAAAAUAAGUGUUCAGUUGUUUCAUACUUAAAAAAAAAUAUUAAGAUAGAUGAAUAAAAUCAUUUAUAAAAACUUUAAAAAUAUAUAUUACACAUGUUCACAUAAUUUCAUUUGACAGAAAUAAGGUCUUUGGUGAAAAAUAUAGAGCACUUUAAUCACUUUAACACUAUAGUCAGUUUGGCAUGACUUUCCAAACUAGAUGUAACAUUCUAGAAAUAUGUUCAUUAUAAAGAACAUUCCCUAAAUAUUUUUUUCUUUAAGUAAUCCUUCCAAGCAUCCGGUGUUGACAGUUCCAUAGAGUUCCAUUCAAAGUGAGGAAUCUACAACACAAAAAUAGAAGUGUAAAAUGUCUAUGUUGUGGUAUGGCAAUGCAAAAUUAUUUUUAUGCUACUGUCAUUGUCUCACCUGAAUAACACAAUAUCCCAAAAUCUCAA
Messenger RNA from Boleophthalmus pectinirostris (great blue-spotted mudskipper), 2294 nucleotides. RefSeq names its product kelch-like family member 41a (gene klhl41a). NCBI's taxonomy places the organism in Eukaryota, Metazoa, Chordata, Actinopteri, Gobiiformes, Gobiidae. The coding region runs from base 1 to 1797 and encodes 598 amino acids. Gene Ontology annotation, molecular function: protein binding. The record is from RefSeq and is a predicted model, not a curated record. The transcript has 6 exons.